Pelodiscus sinensis (Chinese soft-shelled turtle) is the source of this 663-nucleotide messenger RNA. NCBI's taxonomy places the organism in Eukaryota, Metazoa, Chordata, Testudines, Trionychidae. The record is from RefSeq and is a predicted model, not a curated record.
GGGCUUCUCCACCCCUCUGCCGACGCUCUAGGGUGUCGACUUGGACAAGUGGUCUUCGCAGGGCGGCGGGCACCGGACCCUGCUCUACGGCCAUGCCAUCCUGCUGCGCCACUCCCACAGCGGCAUGUACCUGAGCUGCCUGACCACCUCCCGCUCCCUGACGGACAAACUGGCCUUCGACGUGGGCCUGCAGGAGGAUGCCUCAGGGGAAGCCUGCUGGUGGACCAUCCACCCCGCCUCCAAGCAGCGGUCGGAGGGCGAGAAGGUUCGAGUGGGGGACGACCUCAUCCUAGUCAGCGUCUCCUCGGAGCGCUACCUGCACCUCUCCACGGCCAGCGGGGACCUGCAGGCUGACGCCUCCUUCAUGCAGACUCUCUGGAACAUGAACCCCAUCUGCUCAGGCUGCGAGGAAGGUCACCUGCAGGACCUGAUCGCCUACUUCCAGCACCCGGAGGAGGAGCUGCGGCACGAGGAGAAGCAGACCCGGCUGCGCUCGCUCAAGAGCCGCCAGAACCUCUUCCAGGAGGAGGUCCUGGACGUGCUCUGCUCUCUGUGCGUCUGCAACGGGGUGGCCGUCCGCUCCAACCAGAACCUCAUCACGGAGAACCUGCUGCCCUGCCGUGACCUGCUGCUGCAGACCUGCCUCGUGAACUACGUCACCAG